Messenger RNA from Drosophila albomicans, 3423 nucleotides. RefSeq names its product ubiquilin-1 (gene Ubqn). The record is from RefSeq and is a predicted model, not a curated record. The coding region runs from base 205 to 1890 and encodes 561 amino acids. Gene Ontology annotation, biological process: ubiquitin-dependent protein catabolic process. The transcript is spliced from 3 exons. Gene Ontology annotation, cellular component: cytosol. NCBI's taxonomy places the organism in Eukaryota, Metazoa, Arthropoda, Insecta, Diptera, Drosophilidae. Gene Ontology annotation, molecular function: polyubiquitin modification-dependent protein binding.
GUUACUGUGUGUGUGUGCGCGUGUGUGUGUCGUAUGUGAGAAAGUGACGAAUUAGUUUUCAUCAAAUGGAAAAUAAUUUAGUUUGAAAGCACGUAUAAAUUUCGAAAGGAGAGCAACCAACAAAAAAAUAAAAAAAACUCUUGCAAACAAUAUAUUAUUUAAAGACAAGACAACAAACUAGCGAUAGAAAAACAAACAAUCAAAAUGGCCGAAGGCGGUAGUAAACGCAUCAACGUGGUGGUUAAAACGCCAAAGGACAAGAAAACUGUUGAAGUCGAUGAAGAUUCUGGAAUAAAAGAUUUCAAAAUUCUGGUGGCACAAAAAUUCGAAGCGGAACCGGAACAACUAGUGCUGAUCUUUGCGGGCAAAAUCAUGAAAGACACCGAUACACUCAAGAUGCACAACAUCAAGGACAAUCUAACGGUGCAUCUGGUGAUCAAGGCGCCCACGCGCACCAACGAGGCGCCCGCUCGCGCCCCCGCCGACGUACGGCAAACGCCGUUUGGCCUCAAUCAAUUUGGCGGACUCGCUGGGAUGGAAGCACUCGGUGCCGGAUCGAAUACGUUUAUGGAUUUGCAGGCUCGGAUGCAGAAUGAGCUGUUAAACAAUGGGGAUAUGUUGCGUUCGCUGAUGGACAAUCCGCUGGUGCAACAGAUGAUGAACAAUCCGGAUACGAUGCGUCAGCUGAUCACAUCGAAUCCACAAAUGCAGGAUUUGAUGCAACGCAAUCCCGAGAUAUCGCAUAUGCUCAACAAUCCAGAUUUGUUGCGCCAGACCAUGGAGUUGGCCCGCAAUCCAUCCAUGUUGCAGGAGCUAAUGCGUUCCCAUGAUCGCGCCAUGUCCAAUUUGGAAUCUGUGCCCGGCGGUUACAGUGCGCUGCAGCGCAUCUAUCGUGAUAUACAGGAGCCCAUGAUGAAUGCGGCCACCGAGUCAUUUGGUCGCAAUCCCUUUGCCGGGCUCGUCGAGGGCGGCGGUGGCAACUCGGUCGCCAAUCCACAGCAGGGCACCGAGAAUCGCAAUCCAUUGCCCAAUCCCUGGGGUGGCAGUGGCAAUCGAUCCGGCGGCGGCAAUGGCAGCCAAUCGGCUGGUGGCGGCGUUGGAGGCACUGCUGGCAAUCGGGGCGGCGAUCAGCCACCGAAUAAUGUACUCAACACACCGGCAAUGCGCAGCUUGCUGCAACAGAUGGCCGAUAAUCCGGCCCUGAUGCAGAACCUCUUGAAUGCCCCGUAUACGCGCUCGAUGAUGGAGUCGAUGUCACAGGAUCCCGAUAUGGCAUCGCGUCUCUUGAGCAGCAGUCCGCUGCUCUCGAACAAUCCACAGCUGCAGGAUCAGGUGCGACAGAUGAUGCCACAGUUUAUGGCCCAAAUGCAGAAUCCCGAUGUGAUGAACAUGCUCACAAAUCCCGAGGCCAUCAAUGCCAUUCUACAGAUCCAGCAGGGCAUGGAACAGUUGCGCAGCGCCGCUCCCAAUUUAGUGGGCACCCUUGGCAUUCCGCCGCCGCCGCCUGGCAUCAAUACACCCGGCUCCGGUUCGGCCACAGAUCCGGCGAGCGGCGAUGGCAGCAUCAACAACACCUCGCCAAACAGUGCAACUGGUGCCCCGAAUGCUGCCAACUCGACAGGCACUUCGCCAGCUGCCGCCCUGGCGCCUGGAGGCGGUCCCAAUGCGCAGCUCUUCAACGAUUUCAUGAUGCGCAUGCUCAACGGCAUGUCUAACAAUGCGGACUCAACGCAGCCGCCUGAGGUGCGCUAUCAGUCGCAGCUGGAGCAACUGGCGGCCAUGGGAUUCGCCAAUCGUGAGGCCAAUUUGCAGGCGCUGAUUGCCACUUUUGGGGACAUCAAUGCCGCUGUGGAGCGCCUCUUGUCGCUGAAUCAGUUGUCCCUGAGUUAACACUGUUAAGGCGCCACGCCUCCUCGCCUACACGCCAAAUCACGCAAAUAAUGUUUAUGAUGUAUACAACACCUGUCUGCUGUUCACCUACCUGAUGCCGUUUCCCCUCCCCUCCACCCACCACACACACCUAUGAUGCAUGUAGACAUUUGUCAGUGCUGCCCUAUUUUCAUAUAGAAAAAAACCAAAAACAAACUAAAAAAAAAAUACCGCAUUUUAAGCAAACGCGAAGAGAACGGGCCAAAAGGAAAUGCAAAAGAGUCCUCAACACACACACACACAUAUACAUAAACAGACCAUACAUUACUUCAAAAUUCCUGAAUGAAAAGACGUGGAAGCCAAAGUUCAGCAGGUGGCUAGUAAAUUUAUCGAUAUGUUAACCACGACAACAACAAGAACAUCAACAGCAGCAGCGGCAACAAAUAAUAUUUUAAUGUAAAAUUAAAUUGGGAUAUUCUCUUAUAUAUUCAUGUAUAUGAGUGGUCGGCACUUGGUUAACUUCAUCCAUAUAUUUCUCACUAACACAAAUGCAAUACUGAUAUGAGAAUGUAUUGGGGCUGACCACUGAUGAUACAUAUAUGUAUAAAUACAUAUGUACAACGCAGCUGGCAAGACGGGAUACGAAAGUGAAAGAGAGAGAGUGAAAGAUACGCACACACACGUAUAUACAUACAACUUCGAGAUCAAUAUUAAAUUUGCAAAGUGCAUAGCUUUCCUCUUACGAUAGCAACUUAUUACUAUUGAUAUGUUAUGUACAUUAUUCUUAAUAUUAGUUUCCUUUUUUUUUGUUAAUGCUUAUUUUUUUUGUUAAUACUAUAAACACACUGAUCUUGACUAAUGUAAGCAUGAUGUUUGUGUGUGUGCGUAAGUAUAUGUAUUAUAUAUGUAUACAACAAAUAUAUCGAUAACAACCUGAGGAGGCUGAACACAAACAGUUGAAAAUAUUUUUCAUACCCGCUAUUCCCAUUGGGUAAUCUAAUAUUGAGGCAGGAAAUGUAUGUAACCAUGUCCGUCUGUCCGUAUAAGCAAUUGGAUCUCUUUUAAUAAACAAAUUAACAUAAAACCACUUAUCGCUGUAGCAAUUUGGUAUAUUUUGAAUCUUGUAGUAUAUUAAUGUGGAAUAUUUGAACAAUUGAAAAUGGGUAGCGGGUAUCUCACAGUCGAGCACACUCGACUGUAGCUUACUUGUUGCGAUUGACGCGUGAUCGAAGAAAACGAGGGGCAAACAAUGGUCGGGGGGGGAAUGCGAUGGACGGGGGAUGGAUGCAUUGGAUGCUAAUAUUACAAAAAUUGAGCUUUUUAUUUUUUUGCAUAUAUGUAUAUAUCUAUAUGCAUAUAUACAUAACUAUAUAUCAAAUAUUCCAUGGUGUUACAAAAGAAAAGAAAAAAAAUCAAAGAAAAAACAAAAAGACGUAACUAUUUGAAAUUCCUUAGUACCAAAAAAAAACAACAAAAAGAAAACAAAAAAAUAAGAAAGAAGCAAACAAAACAAACAAAAAAAAUAAGUAAAUCCUUUUAUGUGUUAAAAAAAAA